Messenger RNA from Suricata suricatta (meerkat), 1725 nucleotides. RefSeq names its product fucosyltransferase 11 (gene POFUT4). The record is from RefSeq and is a predicted model, not a curated record. NCBI's taxonomy places the organism in Eukaryota, Metazoa, Chordata, Mammalia, Carnivora, Herpestidae. Gene Ontology annotation, cellular component: Golgi membrane. Gene Ontology annotation, molecular function: alpha-(1->3)-fucosyltransferase activity. The transcript has 3 exons. The coding region runs from base 86 to 1567 and encodes 493 amino acids.
UGAGCGUAGGACUGUCCGGUCGCUACUCCCUGUAGGGCGGAGGCCUGAUGCUGCCGGGAGGGAAGGGGCGUAGCUGCCAGUGGACAUGGCGGCGCGCAGCAGCGGGGCUGUGCUCGCCGCCCUGGGAGUGCUUAGUGUUUGUGCGGUCGGCAGCGCAGGGCCCAUGGCUGAGGGGGAGACCAGCGGGGAAACGGGCUGGGCGGAGCCGUGGGAUGGUGCAGUUUUCCGGCCGCCCUCGGCGUUGGGUGCGGUGAGGGUGGCGCGCAAUCCGGGGGCCUCGCGGCCAGGGAGGGAGGAGGCCGUGGACUUGCCGGUGCUGCUGUGGUGGAGCCCGGGGCUAUUUCCCCACUUCCCCGGCAACGCGGAGCGCAUCGAGUGCGCGCGUGGCGCGUGCGUGGCGUCUCGGGACCGACGGGUCCGGGGGCACUCGCGGACGCGCGCGCUGCUCUUCUAUGGCACUGACUUUCGUGCCUCCGAGGCGCCACUGCCGCGCCUUGCGCAUCAGAACUGGGCGCUCCUGCACGAGGAGUCGCCCCUCAAUAACUUCCUGCUGAGCCACGGGCCGGGCAUCCGCCUCUUCAAUCUUACUGCCACCUUCAGCCGCCAUUCGGAUUACCCGUUGCCGCUUCAGUGGCUGCCCGGGACCGCUUAUUUGCGCCACGCGGCGCCUCCGCUACAGGAGCGCGCAGAGUGGCGCCAACGUGGCUACGCGCCGCUGCUGUAUCUGCAGUCCCACUGCGACGUGCCUGCGGAUCGGGACCGCUACGUGCGCGAGCUGAUGCGUUACAUCCCGGUGGACUCCUACGGGAAAUGCCUGCAAAAUCGGGAGCUACCCACUCCGCGUUUACAGGACACAGCCACAGCUACCACCGAGGAUCCAGAGCUCUUGGCCUUCUUGUCUCGCUAUAAGUUCCACUUGGCCCUUGAAAAUGCCAUCUGUGACGACUACAUGACAGAGAAACUGUGGCGCCCCAUGCAUCUCGGUGCUGUGCCUGUGUAUCGCGGCUCUCCCUCUGUGAGGGACUGGAUGCCAAACAAUCACUCCAUUAUCCUCAUUGAUGACUUUGAAUCACCUCAGAAGCUGGCAGAAUUUAUUGACUUUCUGGACAAGAAUGAUGAGGAAUAUAUGAAAUACCUGGCAUACAAACAACCUGGGGGCAUCACCAACCAGUUCCUUCUGGAUAGUCUGAAGCAUCGGGAGUGGGGAGUGAAUGAUCCUUUGCUGCCUAACUACCUCAAUGGCUUUGAGUGUUUCGUCUGUGACCAUGAACUGGCUCGGCUGGAGGCCGAGAAAGCCCACGCAGCCUCUCCUGGGGACACCCCUGUACCUGAGCCUCACAUUGCCCAGCCCUCACACAUGGACUGCCCAGUGCCCACACCUGGCUUUGGCAGUGUGGAAGAGAUACCUGAGAAUGACAGCUGGAAGGAGAUGUGGCUGCAAGAUUAUUGGCAAGGUCUGGACCAGGGGGAAGCUCUCACUGCCAUGAUCCACAACAAUGAGACAAAGCAGAGGAAAUUUUGGGAUUACCUACAUGAGAUCUUCAUGAAAAGGAGCCAAAAUCUCUAAUUACCCUUACAACAACCUUUAAAUUGGUAGAGUUAAGGAGAUGGAAGUUCUUAUUCUACCAUGGGACAUGAGGGGCAUCUGUUGCACAACCCUUAACGAACAUUGUCUUAUUAUGAGUUCAAGAAAUUCCAGUUAUAUCCACUCAUAUUUUAUCCUAA